This is a messenger RNA of Brassicogethes aeneus, 2230 nucleotides long. Lineage: Eukaryota; Metazoa; Arthropoda; Insecta; Coleoptera; Nitidulidae. The record is from the annotation of a GenBank genome assembly.
AUGAGUUCUAGCGAAGAAGACCUGCCGCAAGAUCUUGCUGAAGAGGCAAGAGUAGUUGAAAUUAAUCUUCUUCCUCAUAAAUCGAAAAAGCGAUAUGAAAAGGAAUAUAGUCAUACCACCUCAGAACCACCAAACAUGAAGCUCGCAACAGCAUUAAUCGUGAUUAUUGCUUUGGCUUUAGGAUGUCAGGGAGCUAUCCUAAGAUUAAACUCAAGGGCCUUACAACCAGAUAAUAAAGGACACGAACACCAAGGAAAAUCCAUUUUAAAUGAUGCUACCAAGAAAAUUUUCCCAGGAGUACCAAAUCCCAAAGUCGAGCCAGUAAAAAUAUUUUCUGAAAAACUCACCCAUGAAAAAUUCCUGCCAGGAGUGCCAAAUCCGUUUCCCAACAUUGAAGAACACACAAGACCCAUUCUUCCAGGAGUUUCAAACCCAAUUUCCGAAAGAGUAACCAGACGGCCCAAUCUACCAGGAAAAACACUUUCAGAAAAACUCACCCGUGUUACUUUUUUGCCAGGAGUGCCUAACCCAUUCCCUGAGACUGAAGAACAAGCAAGAGCUUUUCUUCCAGGAGUUCCAAACCCAUUCUCUGAAAAAGUAACGAGAAGGCCAAAUCUACCAGGAAAAACACGUUCUGAAGAACUAAUCCAUGGAAAAUUUUUACCAGGAGUGCCAAACCCAUUCCCCAAGGCUAAACAAGAAGCAAGACAUAUUCUUCCGGGAGUUCCAAAUCCAAUCUCCGAAAGAGUAACCAGACGGCCAAAUCUACCAGGAAAAACACUUUCUGAAAAACUCACCCCUGUUACUUUUUUGCCAGGAGUGCCUAACCCAUUCCCUGAGACUAAAGAACAAGCAAGAGCUUUUCUUCCAGGAGUUCCAAACCCAUUCUCUGAAAAAGUAACGAGAAGGCCAAAUCUACCAGGAAAAACACUUUCUGAAGAACUAAUCCAUGGAAAAUUCUUACCAGGAGUGCCAAACCCAUUCCCCAAGGCUAAACAAGAAGCAAUACAUAUUCUUCCGGGAGUUCCAAAUCCAAUCUCCGAAAGAGUAACCAGACGGCCAAAUCUACCAGGAAAAACACUUUCUGAAAAACUCACCCCUGUUACUUUUUUGCCAGGAGUGCCUAACCCAUUAUCUGAGACUAAAGAACAAGCAAGACCUUUUCUUCCAGGAGUUCCAAACCCAUUCUCCGAAAAAGUAUACAGAAGGCCAAACCUACCGGGAAAAACACUUUCAGAAAAACUCACCCAUGGAACAUUCUUACCAGGAGUGCCAAACCCAUUCCCCAAGGCUAAACAAGAAACAAGACAUAUUCUUCCGGGAGUUCCAAACCCAAUUUCCGAAAGAGUAACCAGACGGCCAAAUCUACCAGGAAAAACACUUUCUAAAAAACUCACCGGUGUUACUUUCUUGCCAGGAGUGCCUAACCCAUUCCGAGACACUGAAAAACAAGCAAGACCUUUUCUUCCAGGAGUUCCAAACCCAUUCCCUGAAAAAGUAACCAGAAGGCCAAAUCUACCAGGAAAAUCACUUUCUGAAGAACUCACACAUGGAAAAUUCUUGCCAGGUGUGCCAAACCCGUUUCCCAAGACUGAAGAACAAGCAAGACCCAUUCUUCCAGGAGUUCCAAAUCCAAUCUCCGAAAAAGUAACCAGAAGGCCAAAUCUACCAGGAAAAUCACUUUUUGAAGAACUCACACAUGGAAAAUUCUUGCCAAACCCGUUUCCCAAGACUGAAGAACAAGCAAGACGCAUUCUUCCAGGAGUUUCAAAUCCAAUCUCCGAAAAAGUAACCAGAAGGCCAAAUCUACCAGGAAAAUCACUUUCUGAAAAACUCACCCGUGUUACUUUCUUGCCUGGAGUGCCUAACCCAUUCCCAGAGACUGAAAAACAAGCAAGACCUUUUCUUCCAGGAGUUCCAAACCCAUUCCCUGAAAAAGUAACCAGAAGGCCAAAUCUACCAGAAAAAUCACUUUCUGAAGAACUCACAAAUGGAAAAUUCUUGCCAGGUGUGCCAAACCCGUUUCCCAAGACUGAAGAACAAGCAAGACCCAUUCUUCCAGGAGUUCCAAAUCCAAUCUCCAAAGUUACAAGAAGACCAAAUCUACCAGGAAAGCCAAUUCCUGCAUAUUAAAAAAAGUAAUUACCCAAAACUUAAAACUUGAGUUAUCCAUCAAACCAAUACAAGAUAUUAAAUGUUGUUUUUAAUAAAGUUUAAAAUAAUUUGGGAA